Molecule: messenger RNA, 288 nt
Organism: Diversispora eburnea
Lineage: Eukaryota; Fungi; Glomeromycota; Glomeromycetes; Diversisporales; Diversisporaceae
Source: the annotation of a GenBank genome assembly
AUGACAAUAUCUAAAGCAAGCAUAAGAAAACAGUUCCCACUUCAAAAUGCCUUUGCUCUCACUGUUCAUAAGGUGCAAGGUCUAACCUUACCUCAUGUAACCACCACCAUUGACAAAUCCAUAUUUGCCAAAGAUCAAGCUUAUAUUGCAAUGAGCUGUGCAACUUCAUGGGAAAACCUCUGUAUCAUAAACUUCAAUCACAAGUACCUAAAAUCUCCAAGAGCUGCUUUAAAUGAGUAUAAAAGGUUAAACACAAUACAUACUAAAGGAUUCCAAAACUUGCAAUAG